Stereum hirsutum FP-91666 SS1 is the source of this 7886-nucleotide messenger RNA. RefSeq names its product FTHFS-domain-containing protein. The record is from RefSeq and is a predicted model, not a curated record. Gene Ontology annotation, molecular function: ATP binding; methenyltetrahydrofolate cyclohydrolase activity; methylenetetrahydrofolate dehydrogenase (NADP+) activity. NCBI's taxonomy places the organism in Eukaryota, Fungi, Basidiomycota, Agaricomycetes, Russulales, Stereaceae. Gene Ontology annotation, cellular component: cytosol. Bases 2668 to 5610 code for a protein of 980 amino acids. Gene Ontology annotation, biological process: tetrahydrofolate interconversion. The transcript is spliced from 26 exons.
ACGGACUCAUACACCAACAUUACACCUGCAAUCAUCUCCAAACUCUCUCGCCGACUGCACACCCAAGAAGGUCACCCAAUAGCCACCCUCCGCACGCUCAUUGAAAACCACUUCCCCGACUACACCCAUCUCUCCUCCCUCUCCCCCCUCGUCACACCCUACCAGAACUUCGACUCCCUCUCCUUCCCGGCCGACCACCCCGGCCGCUCCAAAACCGACUCGUACUACAUAAACAAGAACCUCAUGCUCCGCACGCACACCUCCGCACACGAAGUCGAGACGUUCGCCAAGGGCGUAGAACGCUGGUUGCUCACGGCCGACGUGUAUCGCCGCGACGAAAUCGACGCGUCUCAUUACCCCGUCUUUCACCAGAUGGAAGGCGCAAAGAUAUUCGGCACGGACCCGCACAGUAUUGCAGAAAUCGAAAAGGACAACGAGAGACUCGAACAUCACCUCCGACAGUCGAACAUCACGAUCGAAGACGUCCCACACGUCUCGCCUACAACGAACCCCGCCCAACCAGAACACGACCCUCGACACUCCGAGAUCGUCGCGAAGAACCUGAAGUUGUCGUUGAAUAGCCUGAUGUAUGAGGUCUUUGGGGCUGUGGCGGGCGCGACGAAGGAGGAGCCGUUGAGGGUGAGGUGGAUCGAGGCGUAUUUCCCGUUUACGAGCCCGAGCUUUGAGGUCGAGGUGUUCUUCAGGGGGAAGUGGUUGGAGAUAUUGGGCAGUGGCGUCGUGAUCCAGUCCACUCUGGACAGCGCGAAGGUCGCUAAUAAGAUGGGCUGGGCAUUCGGACUGGGUCUCGAGCGAAUCGCCAUGAUUCUUUACUCCAUCCCGGACAUUCGUCUCUUUUGGUCGGAGGACCCUCGGUUCCUCUCUCAAUUCACACCCGGCAAGAUAUCUACGUUCCAGUCUUACUCGAAGUACCCGCCUAGCUUCCGUGAUGUCAGUUUCUGGCUGCCAGAGCAAGGGCUGCACAAUAACGACGUCUUUGAUUUGGUGAGAGAUGUGGCGGGAGACUUGGUCGAGACGGUCGAGGUGAUCGACGAGUUCACCCACCCCAAAACGGGUCGCAAGAGCAUGGCUAUCCGCAUCCAAUAUCGCUCCAUGGACAGAUCACUGGUGGGUAUAGAGGUCAAUGAGUACCAGGAGCAAGUGAUGUCACGCCUGAAAGAGCAGUUGAGAGUUGAGAUUCGGUGACAUUAAUGCAUGUUAUCGUAAAAAGCCGUCGUCCCUCACGGCGCCCGUCACCACUCCUUCGUACCGUCCUCUAAGCGUCCGACCCACCCUAAUGCCCCUCUCUGACCCGUAUGUUCUCCUAAUGGAGGUGCCGGUGAUUGGCAGGCGAGAGUGGGCCACCCAUACCCUCCGUCGCAAAGCGCAAGCAAGGACCAACAGUAUUAUGAUGUAUCUUGAGCCACUCCGACCUGGGCCGCCCUCAGUACCCUGUCCUUGAUCGUAUACCCUGUUUUUUGGCAGUCGAUGACCGAACCGGGCUCCUUCCCAGGUAUAGGUGCUUGGUAGAGGGCCUCGUGCCGGUUAGGAUCGAACUUGUCACCAGUCGGAUCGAAAGGUUUGAUCUGGUAUUUGAACAGCGUUUGGAGGAGUAACCGGUGGGUCAUCUCGACGCCGGUGUAGAGCUCCUGGAGGUGGACCGCUGGUGACUUGUCUGUUGGUGGUGAUUGUGAGGGCUCAGAGGAGGAUGGGGAUUGGGAGGGUUCGGAGGGUUCGGAGGGUGGGGUGGUGAGGACGGAUUGGGGGACGGAUUUUAGUGCGAGAGCGAGGACGUCGACGGUCUCGAGGAGGUCGCCGGCGAAACGAGUGAUGGCGAAGUCCUUCGUUUGUUCCUUCUCGCGUGCGGCAUUACGCUGCAGGUUGAGGAAAUCUGCUUGGAGGUAUCGCAGACGGCCGGUGAGGUCGACGACCUCGUCCUCCUUCGUCUUGAGCUUAGCCUCGACCUCCGCACAAGGAUUCUCGGCGGCAGCGUCUGCAGGCUUUGCCUCCUCUUUCGACUCUGCCGUGCCCUCCUUGCUCGAUGACGCGUCAGAAUAACUGCGUGCGUUCAAGGCUGCCCUGCGAGGCAUACGACCGACCGACGAACGCGCGAGUGCGCGGGACGAGAGGGAAGAGGUGGCAGCGCGGAAAACCUGCAUGGCGCGGGCACGGUUUUUGUCGUAAGGUAAGAAAGGCGAAAGAAGGAAAAGUGAUGUGGUGAGGGUGAAGAGAACGAAAGAAAUAAUAAAAGAGGAUGAGCGAGACGUGUAAAGGCGGGUGAGGACGGGCGUCUGUUCGUCCAGUCUGACGAAGGCGAUUCGUCCACGGAGAACAACGGUGGCUUUCCCGAAAAGUUUUCCUCGCGCGUGGCGUGCUGUGGCGUGCGUAUGGAAUGUGGCGCCCCACGUUCGAGGUGCCACGCCGAUGAGUUUUUUCCGUUGCGUCGGCUCUAAAUCCGAGUCCGUCGCCAGCAGAACUUUUUGCGAUCCUUGCGGUGACUCGACGACGCGAAACACCAACGCGACCCGCCUCUUUAUUAUUUAUUGGAGCCGCGGGCAACUGAAAGGUCGAACGUACGACGCGAACUAAGGACGUUCGGAACGCCGUGCACGCGAGCCUUAACUUAUCUACCCGGCAGCCCGGCGCUGUGAUAUACUCUCGGUCCUCGUUAUGGGCCUCUUCAGGCUCUCUUUUCGCGCUCCCAUCCUUUCCCUUUCCUCCUCUUCACCCACCCCCAUCUUCUCCAGCCGUCUCUCUGCUAGGACGAUGGCCUCUGCUUCUUAUACGGGCUCUGCGAAGCUCAUCGACGGCACGGCUAUCGCAAAGUCUGUUCGCGAGGAUGUCGCUGCUCGUAUCAAGUCUAUCAAGAGCCAGUUCCCGCGUUUCCAGCCUCAGCUCGCCAUCAUCCAAGCAGGCGCACGCCCCGACUCGAGCGUCUAUGUCCGCAUGAAGCAGAAGGCCACUGAGGAGGUCGGUAUAACCUACAAGCACAUCAACCUCCCGGCGGAGGCCCAGGUCGACGAGAUCAUUAGCGUCGUCAAGAAGCUUAACGACGACGAGUCGGUCAGUGGGAUUCUCGUCCAGUUGCCUUUGGGCGAUCAUAUCGGCCCUGAGGGCGAACGUACGGUCACUGAGGCUGUCAGCCCAGAGAAAGACGUGGAUGGGUUCCACGCGUAUAACAUCGGCCAUCUUUCCUCUCGCGCUUCUGUGCCCCUAUUCACACCCUGCACCCCAGCCGGCGUCAUUCGUCUCCUGGAGUCUACCGGAGUUCCCAUCUCAGGUGCUCAUGCUGUCGUUCUCGGUCGCAGCGACAUCGUCGGCAGCCCUGUCGCGGCUAUGCUUAGGAACAAGGACGCCACGGUCACUCAGUGCCACAGCCGUACCAAGAACUUGUCGGAGAUCGUUAAAACCGCGGAUAUCGUGGUCUCGGCUAUUGGCAAGGCGGAAUUCGUCCAAGGGUCCUGGUUGAAGCCUGGCGCCGUGGUCAUCGACGUCGGCACAAACUAUAUCCCUGAUGCAACCAAGAAAUCCGGCCAACGCCUCGUCGGCGAUGUCGACUUCGCAUCCGCUUCCAACGUCGCCUCGCACAUAACACCCGUCCCAGGAGGCGUCGGCCCCAUGACCGUCGCCCAACUCAUGGAAAACACCCUCAAAUCCGCGGAACGUCUCUGGGACCUCUCCCGCUCGCGCAAGGUCAAACCCCUCGCUCUCAACAUCCUCGAGAACGUCCCCUCCGACAUCGAGAUCGCCAUGGCGCAGACGCCCAAGCCCGUCACCCAGCUCGCUCAGGAGAUGGGUCUCCUGCCCGAUGAGCUCGAGAGCUAUGGGAAGUAUAAGGCCAAGGUCGAGCUUAGUGUGCUUGAACGGUUGAAGCACAGGAAGGAUGGGAAGUAUGUCGUUGUUGCGGGGAUUACGCCGACGCCGCUUGGGGAGGGAAAGUCGACGACGACGAUUGGGCUGGCGCAGGCACUUGGGGCGCAUCUUGGGAGGCCGGCGUUUGCGUGUGUGAGGCAGCCGAGUCAGGGUCCUACGUUUGGGAUUAAGGGUGGUGCGGCUGGUGGUGGAUACAGUCAGGUUAUUCCUAUGGACGAGUUUAACUUGCACUUGACUGGAGAUAUCCAUGCUGUCACUGCCGCGAACAACUUGCUUGCUGCUGCUCUUGAUGCUCGCAUGUUACACGAGGCAACUCAAUCCAACAAGGCCUUGUACAGCCGUCUCGUGCCCACCAAGAAGGGCAAACGCGAGUUCGCUCCUCUCAUGUUCAAACGCCUCCAGAAGCUCGGAAUCACCAAGACCGACCCUAACUCCCUCACUCCGGAAGAAAUCACCCGUUUCGCCCGCCUCGACGUCGACCCGGCCACCAUCACCUGGAACCGCGUCCUCGACACGAACGACCGCCACCUGCGGAAAAUCACCAUCGGCCAGAACCCGACCGAACAGGGCCACGAGCGCGUCACCGGAUUCGACAUCGCCGUCGCGAGCGAGUGCAUGGCCGUGCUCGCGCUGACGACGAGUUUAUCGGAUAUGAGGGAGAAAUUGGGCGCGAUGGUCGUUGCGACGAGUAAGGGCGGAGACCCGGUCACGGCGGAUGAUAUCGGGGUCGGAGGUGCGCUGGCGGUGUUGAUGAAGGAUACGGUGAAGCCGAACUUGAUGCAGACGUUGGAGGGCACGCCGGUGUUCGUCCAUGCUGGGCCGUUCGCGAACAUCGCGCACGGGAAUUCGUCGAUCCUCGCGGAUCGGGUGGCGUUGAAGCUCGCGGGCACGGAGGAGGGCGACUCGGACGACCGUGUUGGGUAUGUGUUGACUGAGGGCGGAUUCGGCGCGGAUAUGGGCAUGGAGAAGUUCUGCAAUAUUAAGUGUAGGGUUUCGGGGCUCACGCCGGACGCGGUCGUGAUUGUGGCGACGACGAGGGCGUUGAAGAUGCAUGGGGGUGGACCGGAGGUGACGCCUGGGAAGCCGUUGGCGGAUACGUACACCAAGGAGGAUUUGGUCACGUUGAAAGAGGGGACGAAGAACCUGGUCAAGCAUAUUCAGAACUCGAAGAAGUUCGGGUUGAAGGUCGUCGUCGCCAUCAACCAGUUCUCGACCGACUCUGCCGCGGAGCUCGAGCUCAUCCGUGAGCAGGCCUUGUCUGGAGGUGCUGACGCCGCUGUGGUCAGCAACCACUGGGCCGAGGGUGGUGCCGGGGCCGUUGAGCUCGCCAAGGCUCUCGUUUCCACCUGCGAGGGCGAGUCAAGCUUCAAGUUCCUUUACGACCUCGACAUCUCCAUCGAGGACAAGAUCACCACUAUUGUGAAGGAGAUCUAUGGCGGCGAUGGGAUCGAGCUCAGUGACCUCGCCAAGCAGCAGAUCGACACUUACACCCGCCAGGGAUACGGGAACCUUCCCAUUUGCAUGGCGAAGACGCAGUAUUCGUUCUCGCAUGACCCGAAGCUCAAGAAUGUCCCCACGGGCUUCACGGUGCCCAUUCGUUCUGUGAGACUUUCCGCAGGAGCUGGAUUCCUGUACCCUCUCCUCGGAGACAUGCAGACCAUGCCAGGACUUGGAACACGCCCAGGCUUCUGGGAGGUCGGCCUCGACCCCGAGACUGGUCGUGUCGUUGGCUUGUUCUAAGCGCCUCCUUCCUACGCGUCGAAAGAGUUGAAAAACCCGAAAAUAGACCAUCAAACACUCGAAUACGCCGAGGUGUAUCUUCACCAGAUAGCUUCUGCCGCUGCUAGGGCUUGAAGGGAUUCCAAGAAGCACACCCGUCUCAACACGGACUGCUGUAUAACCGUUUCAACAACGGGUGACGGUCGCCGUAUUUAACAUACGAUGGCACGCCCGGGAGUGUUGUUGUUGUUGUGGCGUGCGUGUCGGUGGACGUGGACGUGGGCGGGAGUGUGGUAUUGUUGUUCUCCCGAUGGGGAUGGUUAUAUAUCGAGUCAACCUCGAAUGUGUUGCAUCUUUAUGUGUCGUGUGCAUCCAAUUCUUGGUUAUGAUGAUGCUGCAGCAGAAAUAAAAGUCUCAUUGCUAUUCUCUUUUCCAAGAUCCUACACCAGCAGCCUCGUGCAUCGUGUCUACUAAUCAUGCGCCUCCGUUCUGAGCUAAAUGUCCCGGACGACGCACCACCCCAGUAUUCCCAACAUCGUUCGUCAACUGCUGAACAUUAGAUCCCAGCGGCGCGAGGCUACCACCCUGGUGAUCAGAGACGAUCACGUUCGACGACGCACUGACUUCGCGGUCAUAAGUGUUGCCCGCGGUAUCGGUAUAUGUGAGCGUAUUCUCGCUCGUGCCGUUGGCACCGCUGUUACCUGUCGAAGCGGUGUGGAAGAAUCCGCCCGCGAGCUGGUUCUCUGUGAUGGUCGAGCCGAGGAUGAAAGGUGCGGGGAGGAUCGUGCGGUCGUAGGAGUGGUUGAAUGUGGCCGUGUACUUGCUCCCGUCAGGGGUCAGUUCGGUGAAGUUGAUGAAGAGCGGGAAUGAGAAGGAGUCCUGCAUCACUUGUACGCCGUUAUGGGUGGACGAGACUUGACCCGACGAUGUUUGCGUUACGAGCUGAAUAGUCGCAUUAUCGAUAUACUGCUGCAGAUUCGAAUACUGCAACUCCUGGCUGAACACCACGUCCGUCACCGUCCCAUUCCCACUCACAAUCGUCGACUCGAUCCGCACGCUCCUCGUCGCCGUAACCGUCACGUUCAAAUUCUCCCCCACGAAACUCCCCGUCGUCGUCGAAUCCGCGAAGUCCUCCACUUCGUGGACCGUUAUGUUUCCCGUCGUCGGGGCGGACGAAGAAUCGAGUUGGACUUGUAAGAGGCCGGAGACGAACCAGUUUUGGUUGAUGGUGUGGUCGGAUUCGGCGGAGGCGACGUCGAGGGUUAUGUUGUGGGGUGAACCGUCGGUGAGGAUGGGAAUGAAGGGAGUGAGGUCGAGGAAGUAGGUCGGUAGGUCGAUGGCACCGUAGGAGGUGAUAGGUCUCCACGCUGUUGGGACAAUACCUCCCGUGAAGAUGACGGCGUAUGGAAAGACAGCCCCUGCUACCAUACCAUCCACAAGAAGACGGACUUCACGGAAUGGACCUUGGCCUAUGGUCGUUCCCGGAGGAAGGUCGUCGGCAAACUCGUUCGCUAUGUUGAAGUACCAGAAUUCUUCAUUGCCGUUCCCUGAUGCGAAGAGCUCAGCAUAGGCUGUGACCGCAUUUUGUGGCAAUGUUACAUUGAGAGAAAACCCAGGAGGCACUGAGGCAUCGUCGCCUGUAGUGUUCAAUAAUGUGGAUAGGGGGACGAUCAGGUCUGCACGAGGAGCAGGCGGAUUCUCUGUAGACGAAGCGAAGAAAGUCGCCUCGACGGUAGCUGCGUAUUGUCCGUCCAAGCCGGUCUCGAGCAGAUUAUCGAGCUGGAAAAUGAAAGUCCCACUGUUCUCAAAGAGAGGGAGGAAGCGCGUCACAUCCUUGCGAUACGUCCAGAUGAUUCCAUCCCCAGAGGUAGGCUCCGGAGUCGACGUGCGCCAGAUCUCGACGUUCUGGAAUGUAAAUAUACCCAAUCGGUCGAAUUGAGUUCCGUUGGAGGUAACCGUGAGAUUGAGGGAGAUCCCUGCCCAAGAGCCAACUGGGCCACAAUCCGUGGGCGGUGUGAGCUGAACUAUCUCUGGAUCUCCAAACGAGUUUCCAAAGGUGCGUUGCAAGAUUGGUACCGUGCACGUCUGAGCAUCCUGAGGCAAAGGCGGGGGUUGAGCGACCUGAAAAUCCACGAGCGCAGCUCCCUUGACUGUUGUCACCACGAAAAGCGACGCUACAACAACCGUCACUAGCCAAAGCCUGCAAAGCUCUGGAAAUCCCAUGACGAAUUGGUCUCAAGAACCGACAGAGAAGAGUCAAGGAAACUCAACGACGACCUCGCAGUGGGGAAGAGGAC